GGUGGGGGGAGGGGCAUCGUGACGUAUUUCCGGCGAGUGGCUGGCGGCCUUUGACGCUGCUGUUGUGUUGGCCCCGGAGAGGGAGAGGGAGGCUCGGAGCCGCCGGAGCCGGAGCCGCCGCCCCAGGAGCCCCAGGCGGGCCCGAUUGAGCUACGAUAAUGUCGUUCAUCUUUGAGUGGAUCUAUAAUGGCUUCAGCAGUGUCCUGCAGUUUUUAGGACUCUACAAGAAAUCUGGAAAACUCGUGUUCUUGGGUUUGGACAAUGCAGGCAAAACAACCCUUUUGCACAUGCUCAAAGAUGACAGAUUGGGCCAGCAUGUUCCAACACUACACCCAACAUCCGAAGAGCUGACGAUUGCUGGCAUGACUUUUACAACUUUUGAUCUUGGUGGACACGAGCAAGCCCGGCGGGUUUGGAAAAACUAUUUACCAGCAAUUAAUGGGAUUGUCUUCCUGGUGGACUGUGCAGAUCAUCCUCGCCUCCUGGAAUCCAAAGUUGAACUCAAUGCACUAAUGACAGAUGAAACAAUAUCCAAUGUGCCAAUCCUUAUUUUGGGCAAUAAAAUUGACAGAUCAGAUGCGAUCAGUGAGGAAAGACUCCGUGAGAUAUUUGGGCUUUAUGGACAGACCACAGGAAAGGGAAACGUGCCCCUGAGGGAGCUGAAUGCCCGUCCCAUGGAGGUGUUCAUGUGCAGCGUGCUCAAGAGGCAGGGCUACGGUGAGGGCUUCCGCUGGCUCUCUCAGUACAUUGACUGAUGUGGGGGCAGUGAAAAUAAAAGCCUUUUACUUCUCUGGACUGAUCCUGUUCACAGCUUCCUCGUGGACUUUUCUCUCAUGACACGGAAAGCUCUCCGACCACAUCCUGGCGUUGGGAAAGCCAGGAGGAGCCUUGGGCAGCUCUCUGAUGGCCCAGUGGUGACACUUGUUCUUUUCCACCCUUUGGGGGGGAGCAGAGCGCCUCCCCACGGGCUGGGUGAAGCCGGCUCUUGUUCUCUGGGGCCCUCGCCUGCCGGGGCGCUUUGCAGGGGCAGCCGAAAAGAACAACUUGUCUCACCACUGUAGUCGAUAGAAAAAGAAAACGAUUCUAUUUUUUAAAAGAAGUGUUAUCAAUGUAAUCCGUGUCCCUUCCAACCUCUUCAGUUAACAUUCACUUGUUUAGUCCAGAGUCUAUAUUAGGGUUUUUUUUUAAUCUAUUUAAUGGCAUUUAAAUAUUUUACAAAAAUACUGAGCAAAUAUAUUUGAGACCCACAAUUAAUCUAGGUUUGGGUGUGGCUGCCCUGUAGGUCACUUGGCUCUGUUGGACUAGGCAGAUUCUGGAUCAGAUGCUUUCAUGGCCAGGUGCUUCAGUGAGGUCUCUUGGAGCUCACCUAUCUUGGUAACUGCCUUGCCUUAGAAGGUGCUGGUUUGAGGUACUUAGUUUUUCCUCCUGCUGCAUGGAGUACUAGGAGAGGGACAACAUCUUGGUGUCCAGUUUUGUCAACAGGCUUUCUGCAGCAGUAGAUUAGGGUCAUUAAUUAUCAAAGGGGCUGAUCAUUUGCAAAAAAAAAAAAAAUUAUUAGAAAAGUGCACAGCAUUCAACUUGCUUAUCGUAAAAAGGUUAUGAAUUUAAGCCAGGUUCUGUUUUUAUACUAUCUUUUUCACUCCUGCCUAUAGCACCUUCUUUCUUCCUUUUAUUAAAAAAUAAAAAGCUGACUUAAUCCUCCCCAGAAAGCAGUGGGACCAAAACCAAACAUUCUGCUUCAUUGCAUGCUGCAGAGGUCUUAAGUCACUUCUGCACACAGGGAACCAUCUUCCAAGGACAACUGAUACACAGGGGAGCUUGAGAUGAUUGGAUUCUCCAUGGACUAAGAACUGGAUCUGAUGGGAGAUUCCAGAAAGGGUAACUGGGGGUAACUGAAUGACUGAAUUACAGAAGCAGGGUUCAUAGGCUGUUCCUGAGAUAUUGCUUUCCCACAAUUUACCCUUUUCCCCCAUCAGAGAUCUACAUUCCAUCAAUCAGAUUAGCCACGAUCUUGAACCAGUGUCAUCCAUUGUUAGAAGCUACUGUUGACAUCAGUAAAUCUGUGUUACUGGCUUCCCAUUUCUUUAAUGCCACAUGAAACUGGACUUCUCUUAACUAACUCUUAACUUGCUCCUUGGCAAUAAGAACUAAGAUGACUAUCAAGAUAAAACCUACCUUUACUGGUUGUCUAAGAUACGUCCCUACCCAGCAUUGGAUGCGGCAGUGAUGGUCUGUUUAGAGGGGUCUGGACUAUAUUGGGCUUACGGGAAGAAGGGGAGAAAUGGACAAGACGAUGUCUUGGAAUAGGAAGAGUUGGUGUAAUUCUUCAGUCAAGCUUGUUGUUCUUGAUCCUCAGUAUUGACGCGCUGGAGUUCCCUAUGGCCAAAUACCUAAGUAGUUUAGCACACGACAGAUGCCAUAGUUUUCCUGUCCGAAGGAGGCUCCUAUUUUUGAAAAUUUUGCAGUUAUUUCUUAAAGCAGCAAAGCAACAAAAUGAAAGUUUAUGUGGGUCUGAAAGGGGCAGAUGUUCACUAAAGUGAACAAAUCUAGUUAGAAUGACUGAACCAAAUAGUGGCCUUGCUUGUCUUUUUUUGCAAGAAGCUGCUUCCUACAUGGAGACUUGGGAAGGGUGGUACUUCGAGCUAAUUUUGCUCUGUAGUAAGCUAGACAGCCAUUGCCCCAAGCUAGGGCAACCUUCUGUGAAAGUGGUCUGUAUUUACCACUGGAGAAAGAAGGGGUAAAAGUGAGUGGAACCAUCUCCUCCUGCCCCAUGGUGUAUGCACCAUUCCUCUACAGGGACUGCGGAGAAAUACAGCCAACGGAAGCUCAACAUGUGACUACAUCAAAGGUCCAGGGCUGCUUAGAGACAUUACUGUGAAUGGAAACUUCAUUAUGUUGUAUCAAGGUGUCUGCUGUUCCCCUUUCUGGAAAAGUGAAGCAACCUUUUGCAAAAGAAGGUCAUUCUGUAUCCAAUGCAUUUUAAUAAAAAGUUAAAAAAAAAAAAAGCUUGCCACUGAAUGCACUAAUCUAGUUAUGGUUUGACCACAGUGUGUGUCUCAUGUCCCCAGAAAACCUUGAGAAAGGGAGAAAAGAAAGGAGCCAAGGUAACUUACCUCAUAAAAGGGUCCCGGUGCAUUCUGAAAUCCCAUUUCUCUAAGUGCUUGAAGUCAGUUUGUCAACAAGCAUUAAUUUGUAAGUGUUAAAUACCUACCAUAUACCUGGCACAGUGCUAAGAGCUUGGGGUACAAAGACAAAAAAUAAGAAACUUUAUAUUCUCAAGAAACUUACAUUCUGUUGGCUUUUAAGAAUGUAUAGGAGGAAUGCAAAAGGAGAAGGCAGGACAUUAGUACUUCAUGUGGAGUUGAUUUUUGAGUUGGGCCUUUAUGUGACAAGGGAGAGGAAGGAGUGUGUUUGUACCUUGGGGGUGAGAUAGAAUAGGGAGUAUACAAAGGCAGAUAUGAUUGAUGGUCUGAUGUGUGUGAAGAACGGAGAAUGUGGAAGGGGACUGAUGUGUAAUGAGGCUGGAAAGACAGGAUGGGGCUUUUAAAAUCAAACAAGUUGGAGUAGGGAGCCUCUAUGGUCUUACUGAUUGGUGCAGGGACAUCGUUAUCUGUGCUUAGGGAGGGUCACAUUAGCAGCUGUGUGGACGUUAAGAUUAUAGAGAAGUGAGAUGUGAAGCAGGGAGACAUCCAGAAGCUAUCAUAUAGGCAAGGGGAGCAGAGAUAGGGCCUAAACUAAAGGGGUUGCUGGCCAAAUAGAAGGAAACAGUUUUUGAGGUAGAAAUAGCAAGGUUUGCCAACUGAUUGAACAUGCGGUAUGAAAUUUGAGGUUUACAAAAUGGUGCCUUGGGCAUUAGGCUGCCAUUUUACAGAAAAAGAAACCACCUCAGGUUAAAAUGACUUGCCCAUUGUUCACAGGGCUCAAGUGUUGGAGCUGGGAUCCGAAUCUAAAUUUCUGACCGAUGCCAGCCCUCUUUCCACUACAAGGAGAUGCUUCAGUUUUUAGUAGGUUUGGUGUUUUGAUUAUCCUUGAAAUUUGUAGGGAGAGCAUUUGGGUGCUUGAUCAAAGGUAAGGAGGGUCUUAUUGGAGCUCAGCGUGUCAUUACUACAAUGGGCACAAGAAUCCAAAGGAUUGCUAUUUAACCUCAGGUGAGAAGUGGGACCACCCUGCCCUAAGCCAAACAACAACUCGUUGGGUUUUUAACAAGCCUCAUCCAUGGGAUAAAUGCGAAAUAGACACCUUAAAGUGCUGGUACAGAUUGGAAUUGAAAACAAAAGGACUGGUCUGAGGUAGUAAAUUGUCACUUUACUGAAGCUGACUUCCCCAUUGGGCAAUCUUGGAACACUGAAGGGGUGUGUCUGUGUUGUCUUGAGCUGAACUGGAGGGUGACAAGGUCCACACUUUGAGAAGAUUCUUAUGAAACAGCAGUGAGCAGUAGUGAAUAGAAUGCUGGUUGUGGGUUCAGAUUCUGCCGAAGACAUCAGCUGCCUGACCACAGAAGUCAAUGAACUCUCUGUAAAACAAAUACUUAUAGCACCUCAAAUGGUUCUGAAGAUCAAUUAAGACUAUGAAAAGCUUUAUAUAAAUGCCAGCAGUAAUGAUUUUUUAAGCAAUUUUGUGACUUGGGGACAUGAAAGUUCUGGACCAUUUUCCACAGCACCCAAUGCUAAUUGCUUCAGUAUCUUUAGGGGAAGAUCAUUGAAUUCUAGGGAGGAAAAAAAACUCAUUGCUGGGAGUUAGAAUAGUUAACAGCACUUUUACAAUUAUUAGGUCAACUUGUGGGUCUGGCCCAGCCCCAAAAAGGGGCCAAGUGUCCAAAGGAAAACCAUUAAUUAUGGCCCCUUUUGCGGUUCUAUUGUGAAAGAUAAUUAUUAGCCUGAGUGAGACUUUGUGCCUUGAUUAUGUGUUGUGAAAAUAUUAAACUUCUUUAAACACUUCC
This is a messenger RNA of Trichosurus vulpecula (common brushtail), 4939 nucleotides long. It is a transcript of the gene SAR1A, whose product is annotated as secretion associated Ras related GTPase 1A. Gene Ontology annotation, molecular function: GTPase activity; GTP binding. Gene Ontology annotation, biological process: intracellular protein transport; vesicle organization; membrane organization. The transcript has 7 exons. The coding region runs from base 159 to 755 and encodes 198 amino acids. NCBI's taxonomy places the organism in Eukaryota, Metazoa, Chordata, Mammalia, Diprotodontia, Phalangeridae. The record is from RefSeq and is a predicted model, not a curated record. Gene Ontology annotation, cellular component: endoplasmic reticulum exit site; COPII vesicle coat.